Penicillium malachiteum is the source of this 1050-nucleotide messenger RNA. RefSeq lists its product as uncharacterized. The record is from RefSeq and is a predicted model, not a curated record. The transcript has 3 exons. NCBI's taxonomy places the organism in Eukaryota, Fungi, Ascomycota, Eurotiomycetes, Eurotiales, Aspergillaceae. The coding region runs from base 1 to 1050 and encodes 349 amino acids.
AUGUCUGACGCUCUUCCUGAAAUGCAGUACCGCCAUCUUGGCCGGACUGGACUGAAGGUUUCUGUUAUCUCGUUGGGUAGUUGGCUCACAUAUGGUGGCCAUGUGGGAAAUGAGACUGCAUUCGAAUGUAUGAAGGCCGCAUAUGACGCUGGCGUCAACUUUUUCGAUACUGCCGAGGUUUACUCUGCCGGUCAAUCUGAGAUUGUCCUUGGUCAGGCAAUUAAGAAAUUUGGAUGGAAGCAGAAUGACCUAGUCAUCUCUACAAAGAUUUACUGGGGUAGAGCCAACGGCUCCAACCCUGAUAGACCACUUAACAACGUCGGUCUCUCAAGAAAGCACAUCAUUGAGGGAAUGAAUCUCUCACUCCAGCGUCUGGACCUACCAUACGUUGACAUUGUCUACGCUCACCGUCCAGACCGUGACACACCCAUGGAGGAGACCGUUCGCGCCUUCAACUACCUUAUUGAUACCGGCAAGGCCUUUUACUGGGGUACAUCUGAGUGGUCCGCUAGCGAGAUCGCGGAUGCAUGGCGCGCUGCCGAUAAGCUCGGUCUCGUUGGACCUGUUGUCGAGCAACCACAAUACAACGUUCUUGUUCGCGAGCGCGUUGAGAAAGAGUACCGCUGGCUGUACGAGGCCUACGGUACUGGGUUGACUAUUUGGUCUCCUCUGAAGGGUGGUGUGUUGACUGGUAAAUACAAUGGUACCUCUGCGCCACCUCCAGGCUCUCGGUUGGCUGAAUCGGAAGAUGGAUUUGUGAAGAGCCUGCGAAAGACUGUUGGUGAUGAUAACUGGACUCGACACUUGGAGCAGACCGCAGCUUUGAAGCCUAUUGCUGAUGACUUGGGUAUCACUACCACUCAGCUGGCUUUGGCUUGGGUUUUGAAGAACCCAAAUAUUUCUUCUAUGAUUACUGGUGCCUCGCGCCCUGAGCAAGUGCGCGAUAAUGUGCGGGCUUUGGCGGUUAUUGAGAAGUUGACUGAUGAGGUUAUGGAGAAGAUUGAUGAGGCUGUUGGAAACCGACCUGUUGAGGAGAAGCGUCGCUUCUAA